Schistosoma turkestanicum is the source of this 1833-nucleotide messenger RNA. Lineage: Eukaryota; Metazoa; Platyhelminthes; Trematoda; Strigeidida; Schistosomatidae. The record is from the annotation of a GenBank genome assembly.
CAAAUUUAUAGCGGUAAAACGACAGAGGCGCUACAGCUGACUUAGCACACUAUCGAAAAAUGAAAAGUGGUACUCAGCAACUUCCCGAAAAUGACAUGGGUCCCGUAGCGGCUUCAGAUAAGCUUAUAGAUGGAUCUCUCACCGAAAGCUCGAAGGAUGCGGAUGAGUUGGCAUUGGAAGAUAUUCGUGAUCAGAUCCGAUAUAUUGAAAAAGCUGUUAUGACCAAAGAGGUUUAUUAUAUGACACGAGUUGUACGUGGUCUAUCAGGCAUUCGUCGCCGACUUAAUUGUAAUGUUUUGAGAGGCCUAAUGCAGGGUUACUUCCCGAAUCCUUCUCCACAGAAAACGUAUUUUUUAGAGUUUCUACCAGAGGCUAUGGAUACUGACUGUCCGUUGUCGUCGUUCCGUCCUCGUGCUGGAAAGCUGAACACUCCAUUGAUACCUGAGGUGGAAGUAUAUUUGCAUCUCCUCCUGGUAAUGUACCUGAUUGAUGAAAACCACUUAGAAGAGGCAUGUAAAUGUUCCAACCUUUUAAUGGAUCGUUUAAGUGCCACUAAUCGACGUUCUAUGGCACUUCUUGCAAGUCGAUGCUAUUAUUAUCAUAGUCGUAGUUAUGAACUUGUUGGACGCUUAGAAUCUGUACGAUCAUUUUUUCAUGGUCGUUUAUCAACUGCUACUCUUAGAUCUAAUUUCGAUACUAAAGCUGUACUGAUUAAUUUGUUAUUACGCAACUAUUUACAUUAUCAAUUACAUGAUCAAGCGCAUAAACUUGUUUCACGUGUAGUAUUCCCAGAAAAUGCACCAAAUAAUGAAUGGGCUAGAUAUUUGUAUUAUUUAGGUCGAAUCAAAGCAAUCCAACUGGAUUAUUCAGCAGCGCAUGAACAUUUAAUUUCUGCGCUACGUAAAGCACCACAACAUACAGCUAUUGGUUUUAAACAAGCAUUGCAUAAAUUAAAUACAGUUGUAGAAUUAUUAUUAGGUGAACAACCGGAUCGUUCAAUAUUUCGUCAAGCAUCAUUUAAAGCCGCAUUACAACCAUAUUUCCAGUUGACUCAAGCAAUUCAUGCUGGUGAUUUAUCACGAUUCAACGAUACACUCAGAAUACAUGGUGCACAAUUUUCCGCUGAUAAAAUGUAUACACUUAUAAUUCGUUUACGUCAUAACGUGAUUAAAACUGGUGUACGACGUAUAUCAUUGAGUUAUUCACGUAUUUCUUUAGUAGAUGUUGCUAAAAAACUUCAGUUAGAUAGUGUUGAAGAUGCAGAAUAUAUAGUUGCAAAGGCUAUUCGUGAUGGUGUGAUUGAUGCAAUAAUUAAUCAUGAAAAAAGUUAUGUCACUACUAAUGAAACAUUAGAUUUAUAUUCAACACGUGAACCUUUCAAUCAAUUUCAUCAACGUAUUAAAUUUUGUUUAAGUAUACAUAAUCAAGCAGUGAAAGCAAUGCGUUAUCCACCGAAACAAUAUUCAAAAGAUAUUGAAUCUGCUGAAGAACGUCGUGAACGUGAACAACAAGAACUUGAAAAUGCAAAAGAAUUAUCUGAAGAUGAAUUCGAUGGAUUUCCAUAAAUUUUAAUAUUCAUUAAUAUUAUUAUUAUUAAUGAAGAAUAUGGUUUUUAUAUAUAUAGUCAAUGGUUUAACGAUUCAUUGUUUUGUAUUCAAUACUGUUGUUUUUGUGAAGUAUAUAUCUAUCUAUAUAUACAUAUAUAUACAUAAAUAUAUGGAAGUUGUAUAAUCCCAUUGUUUCAUAAUCCUAUAGCCAAUAAUAUCAUGUCAUCAUUGAGACAGUCGUUUGUAAUUUGACAGUUCUUUUUUUUCUAUAAAUGUUGUUCAUUCG